CACAGUCCGGGGCGCGCGCGCAGCCCCACAAGUCCCCGCGCCUUCCUCUGCCCGCCUCGGGGUCGGGGUCGCCCUCGGGGGCUGCCGGGGUAUCAGCGCUCUGCCUUCCGCGCCCUCCAGAUGUGUGGGGCCACAAUUCCCAGAAGCCCCGUCCGGGGAGGGCUGUUGCCGCUGCUUCAGCUCUUCAAGGGCGUGUGGGGAAGCCCGCCCCCUGCAGGCAAGCGGGAUGUGGCUGCAGCCAACUUCUCCCUUCACGAGGCCCACUGCCGCCGCUUCCUCGCCGUCUGCGCCCGGUGCCAGGAGCUGGUUGCCCUGAAGGACAUGGAGGAGCACCUGGAGGGCGCCCACCGGCAGGUCAGAUGCUCACUCUGUCACCAGCUGAUGCAGCAAUACCUGCUGGAGCGCCAUGAGGCUGAGGCGUGCCCCGAGCGCUCUGGCAAGUGCCCCUUCUGUGAGCUGGAGCUGCCCCACCAGAAGCUGGAAGCCCACCUGGAUGCGUGUGGCAGCCGGACCACCUUGUGCUGGGACUGUGGCAAGUACGUCAUGUACAAAGCCCUUGAGAGCCACACAGCCACGUGCCCGGCCAGCGGCGUGCUGCGGAAGGACCCUGAGCCCAAAGGCCAUUUAUGCCAGCAGUGCAGUAACUGGAUUGCCGAUGAACAGUACCUCCAGCACCUGAAUGAAUGCACCCCGCUCCCUCAGCUCCUGGGGGCUCUCAGCACCCGCUCCCCCACAGAGCCCGGCCCUCCUCCUGCUCCCCCAACUGUGGACACGGCAGCUGAGAAAGAUGUCCGGCCCAAGAGGAAGGAGAGCGAGCUGCCUUCCGUGGCCAGGCCCACGCUGAAGCCCCCCCGGAGCAAGAAGGGGGGCAGCCGGCCGGCCUUCACCUCCACCUUGGCCUCGGUGGGGGGGGCCCAGGGCCUGGACGAGGCCCUCUAUGACCAGCUGGUGAGCUGCUCCCACUGUGACAUCCUGCUUCCCUGCCCCACGCUGCAGAAGCACGAGAAGAAAUGCCGGCGGUUGGCUUCCCUGAAAAACCCACGGCGAAGUCCUCGUCUCCUGGGAAAAGAAGAGGAAUCGCUGCAAAAAAACGCGGGAGAAGCCGGCUGGCAGUGACGUCCCCCCGCGACCGGGAGCAUCCCUUUCGGCCCCACGCAGGCCCCAGUCUGCCUCACUGAGAAUAAAAGAGCUACGAUUCGCACCCAA
This is a messenger RNA of Elgaria multicarinata webbii, 1206 nucleotides long. RefSeq names its product XIAP associated factor 1 (gene XAF1). NCBI's taxonomy places the organism in Eukaryota, Metazoa, Chordata, Lepidosauria, Squamata, Anguidae. Gene Ontology annotation, biological process: apoptotic process. The coding region runs from base 121 to 1116 and encodes 331 amino acids. The record is from RefSeq and is a predicted model, not a curated record. The transcript has 8 exons. Gene Ontology annotation, cellular component: mitochondrion.